AUGUAUCGCGCCUCGUGGGUAUGGCUAUGGCUCCACCACGGCUCCGACAUUUCGGGCCGUCCCCACCUCCGGAACUGCCUUGACGCCUGCAGCUGCCGCCGGGAGUUUUUUGGACGCGAAAUAUUUGAAGAUUCCGUCACCCACCCAUUCCCCCCGGUCCGCGUCCCGCACAACGACACCACGAAAGAUGAACGAUGGGGCAAUGAAGCACCAAUGAUACGGAAUACGUGCGGCAUUGCCAGGACCGGAUCCUGCCGCGCGAAGCAAUGGCAGCGUUAUGCGAGCUCGUCUCGCUCGGCUAGCCGACAGCCGCCGCCGAAGCCCCGGCAACCUGCAAAGCAGCAGCAGCAGCAAAAUGCGCCUCGCGUCGUUCGACCUUAUAAGCCCACAGCGCGCACCUCUGCGUCAUCUACGCCGCCGCCGCCGCCACACCCACCACCCGAUACUCUUCUCACCCUCUGGCGCCGCUCCUGGCUGCCCCUCACGGGCGCUGCGAUCCUAGCAGGCUUUCUCGGCUUCUACAUAUUUGGCACCGCUGUCGCGUCCUGGAAUUCAUGCCCGUGUGGAGGGCACCACGAUGGCGGGCCGUGUCAUGACGAGUCCGCCACGCCGACUGGUCGGCCCCCGGCCCUGACUGGGGAAAAUGCAGAACAGUUUGACAAGGAGCUCAACAUGGGUGAAUGGUGGAUGGGCAUCACGAAGUUGCGGAAGAAGCUCGCACAACAUGCCAAGGGCCACGUCCUUGAGCUAGCGAUGGGUACCGGUCGGAACCUCGAGUACUACGACUGGGAGCCGCUGACUGCGAUUGCGAAGGGGGCGGCACAGCCCUCGCCUCGCGCAGAUGGGAUGCCUCGCGGGAUCACCUCAUUUACCGGCCUCGAUAUUUCCGUCGAUAUGCUCGACGUUGCGCGUAAGCGUUUCGUCAAGGCCGUCCCUCCGGUGUCGUCGUUUGCCCCCGUCGUUACAGCCUCCAACAUGGCCGACCACGUUGGCGGCCAACUGUCAUUCCUCAACGACCGGCUUCGCCUCAUCAACUCCGAUGCGCACCACCCUCUACCGCCCCCUGCCGUCGCCACGCGGGAACGAAAAUACGACACAAUAAUACAAACCUUUGGACUUUGCUCCGUCUCCGACCCUGUUGCCGUCCUAGUUAACUUGGCCAAGGCUGUCAAGCCCGGCUCCGGCCGGAUCAUUCUCCUCGAGCACGGCAAGGGCUGGUACGGCCUUGUCAAUGGUCUUUUGGACAAGAAUGCUGGAAACCAUUUCCAAAAGUACGGCUGCUGGUGGAACCGGGACAUCGAAGCGCUCGUGGAUGAGGCGGUACGCCAAACGCCCGGUCUGGAGAUAGUGAAGUUGGACCGUCCCAAUGUGUUGCAAAUGGGAACGCUGGUCUGGGUCGAAUUGCGGGUGAAUAGCAGCAGCUAAGCGACAAGGCGACAAGGUGCGAGCGGAACUUGCAAUGAGUGGCAUGUCAUCCAUUGAAGAGUAGUGUUAUGUACAGACAGCGCUCCCGGCACGUCCAGUCUCCAACUUUUCGUACAUCCAGGCUGUCGCAAACAAGACAAGCCGGCUAUAUAUACAUG
Purpureocillium takamizusanense is the source of this 1583-nucleotide messenger RNA. RefSeq lists its product as uncharacterized. The record is from RefSeq and is a predicted model, not a curated record. The transcript is spliced from 2 exons. NCBI's taxonomy places the organism in Eukaryota, Fungi, Ascomycota, Sordariomycetes, Hypocreales, Ophiocordycipitaceae. The coding region runs from base 1 to 1425 and encodes 474 amino acids.